Gymnodraco acuticeps is the source of this 3161-nucleotide messenger RNA. RefSeq names its product gastrula zinc finger protein XlCGF49.1-like. The transcript has 4 exons. Lineage: Eukaryota; Metazoa; Chordata; Actinopteri; Perciformes; Bathydraconidae. The record is from RefSeq and is a predicted model, not a curated record. Bases 1690 to 2565 code for a protein of 291 amino acids. Gene Ontology annotation, cellular component: nucleus. Gene Ontology annotation, molecular function: RNA polymerase II cis-regulatory region sequence-specific DNA binding; DNA-binding transcription factor activity, RNA polymerase II-specific. Gene Ontology annotation, biological process: regulation of transcription by RNA polymerase II; central nervous system development.
UUAUGCUCUGAUUCUUCCUUUGAAUAAGAUUACAUUGACAAUGUACACAUGGUUCUGACAGGAUGUAAUUGUAAAACAAUAUAAGCAGACAUCAUACAUACAGACGUACUGGGAAGCUGUGGUUGACAAACAGCAAGUCAAAUAAUGUAUGGCAGCUACAGACAAUUUCUCCAGAGGGUCAAUUGCCAGAAUUCAAUUUUCAAAUAUUACAUGACAUUCUUCCAAAUAUGUAAAACCUGUACAAAUGGAAGCUUGUCCCUACUCCUCUAUGUGCUGUUUGUUUGGUCACAGAGGAGACAGACCAUUAUGUUUGUUUCAUGUCAAUGCUUGGGCAACUCAAGUGGCUGCCCUUAUCUUGUCUCUGUUCAAAGUGGAAUUUACACAGAAAUAGCCAAAUAUCAUUCUGGGUCUUACCACACCCCAUAGUGAAAUAUAUAGCCUAGUGUAAACCUUAUACUAAUAAUAGCAAAAUUGUCCAUCUACAAAACUUGGAUGAUAUUCAAAGAUGACCAACAAAAGUUGUAUAAGGCAGACAGUGUGUUUUUCUUUCUGAGUUCAUGUUAAAUAUCAAAAUUGAUCUUUUGGUUGAUGAAGUCAGAGAUAAUGAAAUCUGGGCACAUAUUUUGUGGCUGCUGAAUUAGAACACCCAAUAAAAUGUUUAUGUUUAAUGAAGACUUUCCUCUUUGUAUGUACUGUAUAUAUUGUCCUUUGUACAAUGUAUUGGUAUGUACUAUACAUUUCAUGUUUAGUAUUUGAUGUGUAUUGUAAUGUUUCAAAAAUAAUAAAUACGUUAAUUAAUUAAUUAAUCUUACCACCAGACACAACAUGAACAAAUGAAUGAUGCACAUCAGGACAGUAACUUCAACGUCAGUAUUUUAGGUGUACAGAAACCUCUACUCAUGUUGUUAAAUGAUAUACAGCAAUAUCUUCCAUAAAACGUAGUUGAUUGAUUUAAAUAAUAAUUACUACCACUGCACAAACAGUAAAAAAUGAUAUGCCUACAAUUUAUGAGUUUAAUGUAUCCUAUGUUAUGAUAAACUAUCAAAUUGACUCUGGAUUCAUUAUGAUCUGUCAAUAGGUCAAUUAAUUUGUCUUCUCUGUGGGUUGUAUACUCUUCAUUCUUUAUGCAAAUUAAUUAUAAUUUUUCAAAGUUCGUUUAUGAUUCAUUCAAAGCAUUACAAUAAAUGAGAAACAGAGCGUCAUAUACCUUUAAGAAAUACGUGGGGGGCGGGGCUCAUAACCCUUUAGGAAACGCCCCCCCCCUAUAGGAUCCACCCCCUUUAAGAUCCGCCUCCUUGCUGUGGUCUGCAUACAGACUCAGAGAGCGGGAGAUGGGAGGCGGGGCUUAAGGGACAACUCUACUGCGCAUGCUUUGUGGGCCCACAUCCGGGUACUUCUGCUCUCUACCAUGAUCUCAGGCAGUCUCCAGUUCUGGUAAAACAUCCAGCAGUCGGAGUCUCUAUCAGCUUUCAUUAAUAUAUAUAUCAUGUUAUAGAAUAUAACCCGUUUCUCUCAGGAGAAGAAGAGACGAGAUGAGCUUUAGAACAAUUCCACCUCUUCACCAUCUUAUCUGCUGUUAGCUGCUUCAUGCUAGGUGGUUAAUGCUAGUCGGUGAACAUCAACAAACUGAAGAACAACGAGGAGCAAAAACACCGGAGACACAGCAGGAGAAGGAGCACAAAGAGAAACAUGGAGAACAAAGAGACCCCCAGAACUCCGAGACACAGCAGGAGAAGGAGCACAAAGAGCAACAUGGAGGAGAACAAAGAUACCCCCAGAACUCCGGAACGGAGAAGAAGAAAGCAAACCGAACCUCACAUCUGUGACCAGUGUAACAAAUCCUUCUCAACAUCUAAUACUUUAAAGAUUCAUCAAUGCAUUAUCACUGGAGAGAAACCGUACAGCUGUGACCAAUGUGGCAACACUUUCAAUACUCAAGGUGAACUUCAGUCACAUUAUCGUAUUCACACUGGAGAGAAACCAUACAGCUGUGACCAAUGUGGGAAAACCUUUGCGCAGAAAGGCAACCUUUCAUCUCACCAGCGCAUUCAUACUGGAGAGAAACCCUACAGCUGUAAACAGUGUGGCAAACACUUUACUGAGAAAGGUCACCUUAAAACUCACCAGCGAAUCCACACUGGAGACAAACCACACAGCUGUGAAGAGUGUGGGAAAACGUUCACUACUUCAAGUAAACUCACAAUUCAUCAUCGUAUUCACACAGGAGAGAAACCAUACUGGUGUGAAGAGUGUGGGAAAACGUUCACUACGUCAAGUAAACUCAAAGUCCAUCAUCGUAGUCACACGGGAGAGAAACCAUACUGUUGUGAAGAAUGUGGGAAAACGUUCACUACAUCAAGUAAACUCACAGUCCAUCGUCGUAUUCACACAGGAGAGAAACCAUACUGGUGUGAAUGGUGUGCGAAAACUUUCACUACAACAAGUGAUCUAAAAAAACAUUGUCGUAUUCACACGGGAGAGAAACCAUACAGCUGUGAACAAUGUGGGAAAGCCUUUGCACAAGGUAGUCAACUUAAAGGCCACGAGCGCACUCACAUUGCGUAGUUUUGAAUAACUUUGAGAGCCAAGCCAGCUGUUACUUCUCCUAAUGUCCUGAUAGCUGUAUUGUUAUACACUCCUGAACAAAAAUCUGAAAACCGGGUGGAGAAAUUACCAGAAUUCCCAUUUUGUACUGGUGGAUCAUAACCAGGUUGUAAGUAGAGCUUCAAAAUGCAAAAACAGGAACAGUAGCAAGAGACCAAAACAGAAAGUAGGCAAUUUAUUGAAACCUGAAUUUAAACUCGAACAGGCUGAUCACCAGCGCAUAAAACAUUUAAGAAAAUAGCCAAAAAAAACAGAAAUUAAAGUGUAAAAAAUGAACCCAGUAAUGAGUUACCCCACCAGUGUUGUUGAUAACUUCAAACAUUUAUUUAGGCAAGCUUGAUGCGAGUGUUUCCAGGUGGCUUUUGGGAACGUUGCUCCAUAUGGUGCUUCACGAAGGGCAUCCACGCUCUGGAACCGACGUCCACUUUUGUAAACUUCCCUUGCCUUCCAUCCCCAAACGUUCUCAAUCGGAUUUAGAUCAGGAUAGUAUAGAAGAGUGACGUUAUUCUCCUGGAAGAAGUCCUUAAUCAGGGGGUUGUUUUUCGGUUGAAAGACCC